Molecule: messenger RNA, 701 nt
Organism: Peromyscus leucopus (white-footed mouse)
Lineage: Eukaryota; Metazoa; Chordata; Mammalia; Rodentia; Cricetidae
Gene: Polr1d
Product: RNA polymerase I and III subunit D
Exons: 2
Coding region: 123-524 (133 amino acids)
Biological process (GO): DNA-templated transcription
Cellular component (GO): RNA polymerase I complex; RNA polymerase III complex
Molecular function (GO): DNA binding; DNA-directed RNA polymerase activity; protein dimerization activity
Source: RefSeq, a predicted model, not a curated record
CUCCUUCCGUCGUCCGCUCCUUCCGUCGGUGGUUUCUUCCUUCCUGCUCCGCCGGCGUCUGUCGCGAUAUGGGGAAGAGGUCCUUUUUCGCCAGCACCACCUGAGGAUCCCCUGGAGCCGCGAUGGAAGAGGAUCAGGAGCUGGAGAGAAAAAUAUCAGGACUGAAGACCUCAAUGGCUGAAGGCGAGAGGAAGACAGCCUUGGAAAUGGUCCAGGCAGCUGGAACAGAUAGACAGUGUGUGACAUUUGUACUGCACGAUGAGGACCAUACCCUAGGAAAUUCUCUGCGGUACAUGAUCAUGAAGAACCCGGAAGUGGAAUUUUGUGGUUACACUACGACCCAUCCUUCAGAGAGCAAAAUUAAUUUGCGAAUUCAGACCCGGGGUACACUUCCAGCUGUUGAUCCGUUUCAGAAAGGCCUGAAUGAGCUCAUGAAUGUCUGCCAGCAUGUGCUUGACAAGUUUGAGGCCAGCAUAAAGGAUUAUAAAGAUCAAAAGGCAAGCAGAAAUGAACCCACAUUCUAGUCCCUCAUGCAGGGUACAAGGAGGACCACCCUCAUGAUGGUGCAGAACCCAGAACUAGAGUCUGAUUGCAGCGUGCUCUGACCUGUAGAAGGUGUGGUUCCAGCUGUUGACCCAUUCCAGCUGUUGGAAUCUCUGCAAGUAUAUUUGCCUAAUAAAUUCUCUCUUUUGUUUAAACUA